Molecule: messenger RNA, 588 nt
Organism: Ctenocephalides felis (cat flea)
Lineage: Eukaryota; Metazoa; Arthropoda; Insecta; Siphonaptera; Pulicidae
Product: circumsporozoite protein-like
Exons: 3
Coding region: 1-588 (195 amino acids)
Source: RefSeq, a predicted model, not a curated record
AUGACAAACACAGAUGUAAAUGAGCCUGCAAACGCGAAUGCAAAUGUAGAUGAAAAAGCAAAUGCAAACCAUGUAGAUGCAAAGGUAGAUGUAGAUGUAAACGCAAACUGCAAUGCAAAUGCGGAUGCAAACACAAAUGCACCUGCAGUUGCCAAUCCAAAUGCAAAUAUUAAUGCAGAUGCAAAUGCAAAUGUAAGUGCUAAUGCAAGUGCAAAAACAAAGGCCACAACUAACGUAACUACAAACGCAAAAGCAUACGUGAUUGCAAACGCGGAUGCGAAUGUAAAUGCAAUUGCAAAUGCAAAUGCGUAUGCAAAUGCAAAUGCAGACGCAAAUGCUGAUGUAAAUUCAAGAGCGGAUGCAAAAGUAAUCGUUAAUGCAAAUGCGAACAUAAGAGAAGAUGCAAAUGCAUAUGCAAAUGUAGAUAAAAAUACAAAUGCAAACACGAAUGCAAAGGCAAAUGUCGAUGUAAAUACAAACGCAAGAGCAAAUGAAAAUGCACAUGCAGAUGCAGAUGUAAACGCAAACUGCAGUGCAAAUGCGGGUGGAAAUGCAAACAAAAAUGCAGAUGCAAGUGCAAACACGUAA